Notolabrus celidotus (New Zealand spotty) is the source of this 3220-nucleotide messenger RNA. RefSeq names its product peroxisomal biogenesis factor 26 (gene pex26). Lineage: Eukaryota; Metazoa; Chordata; Actinopteri; Labriformes; Labridae. The coding region runs from base 154 to 1092 and encodes 312 amino acids. Gene Ontology annotation, biological process: protein import into peroxisome membrane; protein import into peroxisome matrix. Gene Ontology annotation, cellular component: peroxisomal membrane; peroxisome. The record is from RefSeq and is a predicted model, not a curated record. Gene Ontology annotation, molecular function: protein-containing complex binding; ATPase binding. The transcript has 5 exons.
AACAAAACAACAAAGAAGAAGAAGAAGCAGGAAGAAGCAGGAAGAAGGUGACGCAGGGUCAUGAAUUCACGAGAAGAGAACAAACCUUGCUUCAACGUGUCAGCUGAGAUAUUCUAACUGUAUUCACAUGUCGUCACUCUCUCUGAGGAGUUCAUGUUGGUGUUAGGUUUUGUCACGAGCAGCUGUUCGCUCAGCAUGGCCUCAGCUCCUCUCUGCAGCAGAGCUGAGCUCCCCUCUCCUGCAGCACAGGUAUCCAGCAUGUUGGACUCUGCUGCAGAUCUGAUGAUAAUGCACAAAGAUUUUAAGGCAGCUUUCGACACCUGCGACAGAGGACUGAGGAGUCUCUCCAACACGGAGCACGAGGACAGCAGAACUGGAGAUCUGAAGGCUGGGUUCUGUAUUUUGGGGAUUCAGGCUCUGGCUGAGCUGAAUCAGUGGCAGAGGGUGUUCUCCUGGAUCCUGCUGCAGUAUCAGGACCAGGUCAAGAUACCUGCCAAGAUCCUGCAGAUGUGCAUACUUCUGUACUCUAAGGUCGGGGAGCCGGUGGUGAUGCAGGAGGCAGCCAGAGUUUGGUUACGCUGCCCGUCCAACAGUGGAGCGAGCGGCUUCGGGACGGUGGCGGAGCUGUACCUGCUGCACGUCCUCGUGCCUCUGGGACACAAAGACGAGGCUCUGGAGCUGAUCAAGGGGGAUGUUGGAAGCGUAGCCUUCACAGAGGACCAGAGACAGGCGGCGCUCGAGGUCUUAAAAGAAAAGGAGACACCGAGGGAAGAGCCGCCUGAAAGUCCCAGAUCCAGUCCUGAGCCUGAUGCGUCUGCAGCUGCUGCCUCCACUCAAGGAUCCAUGCUCCGUAAACUUGAAGCCAUGUUCAGGUGUUUGUACAGGAAGGUGUUUGCGAGCUGCUCCGGCUCCUUCUCUCUGCGGAGACUCUUCCUGGCCGCCGUUCUCCUCUACAUGCUUCUCCUGCGUCUGGAUCCAGCUCUCCCGUCCUCCUUCAUGUGGAUCUCCAAACUUCACCAGCUCCUCAGACAGAUGUGGACCGUCAUGUUUGCACCGUACUACAAAGCUGUGACUCAGAGCAAAAGACUCUGAGAGACUGAACGAUCCUUUCUUUUCUUUUUUAACUCUGUGAGAGAAACCCCAGUGAGAGUUUGUUUACAGCUGGAUAUCUUCUUGCCUUUUGUUCCUUAAACUCACGUUCCCAGCAGUGUUUGCUGAUUCCUAUUGAAGAUACCAGCAGACGUUUGAAGCCUCCACGCUUCUCUACAGAUGUUUGAUUAAGUGAACUUUAAUUAUUAGAGGGAAGACUACACUACAGAUAACAAACUGACAAAAACUCAGCAUCAGAAAGACUAACACGAACAAACGCAGAAUGCCGCGCUGAGCAGGAGACGUGUUGCACAGAGCGUUGAACACUCAGGUUGUUGAACACUCAGGUUGUUGAAACAGCCAUGGGUGUGGGAAGUAAGGGUGCGGCUGUUGCUGCAGCUGGUCUGGAUGCAUAAUAAGUAGGCUUUAAUUAAUUAAUUAAUUAAGACGAUAAAAGUUUAUUUUUAUUACUUUAAUUUUACUUUUCUUUAAAGGACUUGCACACUUGCAGGACUUGUUAGGGACUCGACCUCAGGGUGCUAAGCCACAUUUUGAGUUAUUUAAGUGAAGCCCCGACAGUUUGAGGGAAAGAAUGUAGUUUAUUAUUCGCCGGCACCAAGUUUUUGAAGAUCACAGUGAAGUUGUAUUUUCAUUCUGAUACUUAAGCUGCAAAAUGUAUUAAGCUUUAUUGUGUAGCGCUGUACAUGCUCAGUUUGCAGGUUAAAUAAUACGUACGUAUUCCGGUGUUGUUGUUGGUGCAGGACGCACAGGCCUGUCCAGCUUUAGGGUAUUUUAUUUUUGUCUGCUAUGCCAUGCUGUCUAGAGUAGAAGCUAAAUCUGCAUUUGUUUUGCCUUUGCUGAUUAAUGGGAUUCAUGUGAAUGUACCUGAUGCCUUGGCCGUGUGUCAAGUUCAAUGCGCGCUGCAGCCAUUUGGCCCCGUUUCCUCCAUAGACUGUAUGAAUUAUGGACGUAUUAUCCCGGUGUUCACCAAUCUGUUUCUGAAGCGCUGUUUUGAGGCCAAUCGGCGGUGGCAGCCAUAUUGGAAAUGCUGUCGAGCAAGUGUGACGUAAAGAGGCGGGCUUUGAGCCUCCCAGCCAACAGCUACAGUGUUCCCGCCUGUCAAUCAAGUCAGCUGUGCCUCUCAUAAUGGAUAAUUCGUAAUCUUAACAUCUUUGAAAUUGCAGUGUUAUGAAAAAAUUCACCCCCCGUACAGUGUGUGCCGAUCGAGAAAUGAGCUAUCCAGACUACACUCGUCUUUUGUACCAGGCUGUAAACAUGUUUAUUUCUGCUGUAAAGAUCGUCUUUUGUGAAUUGGUGUGUAUGUGGUUUCCGGUACUUCCGGAGCAGGCCUCUAGUGGACACUCGAUGAACUGCAGUUUUUAACACUUCCGCAUUGGCUUCAACAGGUUAGGCUUGUGCCCCUUACUGUACAACUGGAUCUGGGAGUUGCAAAUCAGGCAUUUGAGACAUUUCAUAGCAGCCUAUGUUAUAUUAGAAUGUGAAUUUGUAAUGAAAAAUAACAUGCAUAUGCACUACAGCAUUUCAGUUGCAUACGCAGAUGCAAAAAGAAACAAAUAAGCGCCUCUAACUACAGCACCCUAAACUUAAAACCACUUCCCACAAAUGAUGAAACUAGGAUGAGGGAGUGUGGCACUCACAGGGAGGAGCUUAAAGUGUGACAAUGACUUCCUGUGGUGCAGAGAGUAACAGAUGAGCUCUGUAUAUCCGGCUCCUCCCAUGCCAUCUCUGACCCUGUGGAUCAGUGUGCUGGUGUGUGUAUAAACCUUUAAUUAUGUAAAAUAUAUCUAUGUUAGUUUAUAUUUUACUCUCUGUUGAUAAUGUGAUUUAAUUAUGUAAAUGUAUGCUUUCUGUGUCAGCUUUCAGAGAAGUCCUGUCUCACCUGAACAUAUGAUUUCAUUCAGUUUCUCUUAAUGUGGGGAGUAGUGUGAAAUGUGGGGAGUAGAGAGCGGGGGAAGACAUGCAGCAAAUGGUAGAAGUCGGGAGUCAAACCUGAGACCACUGCGACGAGGACUAUAGCCUCUGUACAUGGGGCGCAUGCUCAGACUGCCAGGCCAGUGGCGCCCAAAUGUGUCAAAUGUAAAUUUUAAUAAAUAAACUGAACUAAACCUGU